Messenger RNA from Durusdinium trenchii, 162 nucleotides. The record is from the annotation of a GenBank genome assembly. NCBI's taxonomy places the organism in Eukaryota, Dinophyceae, Suessiales, Symbiodiniaceae.
AUGGCUUCAGAACCUCCCAGAGGUCCUCAGUGGUCAACUCGUACUGCAGGAUCGCUCCAGCUGUUUAUCCGCCUUGGCCGCUGGCUUGACGCCAGGGACCACGGUCGUGGACUCCUGCGCAGCACCGGGGAGCAAAACCUCGCAUGCCAUCGACCUGCUUGA